AUGCUGAAAUCUACUACUGCAAGAUCGAUAACAAGACUAUGUCAACUUUACAACGUUCCAGCCGUCGCAUAUAGGACUAGUUUGACAGAUAAGAGGUUUUAUUCUCCUCCUGCAGCAGGUGUAAAAUUGGACGACAAUUUUUCAUUGGAGACCCACACUGAUAUUCAGGCUGCUGCAAAGGCACAAGCAAGUGCCCGUGCCAGUGCAUCAGGGACCACUCCUGAUGCUGUUGUAGCUUCUGGUAGCACCGCGAUGAGUCAUGCCUAUCAAGAAAAUACUGGAUUUGGGACUCGUCCUAUAUAUCUUGACAUGCAAGCAACUACUCCAACAGACCCAAGAGUUUUGGACACCAUGCUGAAGUUUUAUACGGGACUUUAUGGUAAUCCUCAUUCUAAUACUCAUUCUUACGGUUGGGAAACAAACACUGCUGUGGAAAAUGCUAGAACGCACGUGGCCAGAAUGAUUAAUGCCGAUCCAAAGGAAAUAAUAUUCACCUCUGGGGCGACCGAAUCUAAUAACAUGGUUCUUAAGGGUGUUCCAAGAUUUUAUAAGAAAACGAAGAAACACAUCAUUACCACUAGGACGGAACACAAGUGUGUUUUAGAAGCUGCAAGAGCUAUGAUGAAGGAAGGUUUUGAAGUCACUUUUCUAAAUGUGAAUGAUCAAGGCCUCAUUGAUUUGAAGGAAUUGGAAAAUGCCAUCAGACCAGAUACUUGUCUUGUCUCUGUGAUGGCAGUGAAUAAUGAAAUUGGUGUUAUUCAGCCUAUAAAGGAAAUAGGUGCCCUUUGUAAAAAGAAUAAAAUCUACUUUCACACAGAUGCCGCACAGGCUUAUGGUAAGAUUCACAUGGAUGUCAAUGAAAUGAAUAUAGAUUUACUGUCAAUUUCAUCUCACAAAAUUUACGGUCCAAAGGGUAUUGGUGCCAUCUAUGUGAGAAGAAGACCAAGAGUUAGAUUAGAACCGCUACUAUCCGGUGGUGGCCAAGAAAGAGGUUUAAGAUCAGGUACUUUAGCACCUCCACUGGUGGCGGGGUUCGGUGAAGCUGCAAGAUUAAUGAAGAAAGAAUUUGACAACGAUCAAGAUCACAUCAAAAGACUAUCUGACAAACUAGUCAAAGGUCUAUUAUCUGCUGAACAUACCACGUUGAAUGGAUCUCCAGAUCAUCGUUAUCCGGGUUGUAUUAACGUCUCUUUCGCGUAUGUGGAAGGUGAAUCUUUAUUGAUGGCAUUAAGGGAUAUCGCAUUAUCUUCUGGUUCGGCUUGUACAUCUGCUUCCUUAGAACCCUCUUAUGUUUUACAUGCAUUGGGUAAGGAUGAUGCAUUGGCUCAUUCUUCCAUCAGAUUUGGUAUUGGUAGAUUUAGUACGGAAGAGGAAGUCGACUAUGUCGUUAAAGCUGUUUCUGAUAGAGUAAAAUUCUUGAGGGAACUUUCGCCAUUAUGGGAAAUGGUUCAAGAAGGCAUUGAUUUGAACUCUAUCAAAUGGUCGGGUCAUUGA
This is a messenger RNA of Saccharomyces mikatae IFO 1815, 1494 nucleotides long. It is a transcript of the gene NFS1, whose product is annotated as cysteine desulfurase. The coding region runs from base 1 to 1494 and encodes 497 amino acids. NCBI's taxonomy places the organism in Eukaryota, Fungi, Ascomycota, Saccharomycetes, Saccharomycetales, Saccharomycetaceae. Gene Ontology annotation, cellular component: mitochondrion; cytosol; nucleus. Gene Ontology annotation, biological process: [2Fe-2S] cluster assembly. Gene Ontology annotation, molecular function: pyridoxal phosphate binding; cysteine desulfurase activity. The transcript has a single exon. The record is from RefSeq and is a predicted model, not a curated record.